This is a messenger RNA of Schistosoma spindalis, 453 nucleotides long. NCBI's taxonomy places the organism in Eukaryota, Metazoa, Platyhelminthes, Trematoda, Strigeidida, Schistosomatidae. The record is from the annotation of a GenBank genome assembly.
AUGGUACAACUUUAUUAUUAUGAAAAUCGUGGAAUACCUUGUAGUCAUUUAUUACGUAAUGGCAUGAAAAAAAUUAUAGUUCAAUUGGAAGCAUGUGAAAAUUGGCCGUAUCCAAGUUCUGAAUCAAAAUGGUUAUUAAUAUUUAAUCGAUUUCUAAGAAAUUGGUGUAAAGUCAUUCAAAUGACCAAUGGAGGAACAAAGAGAUAUGAAACUAUUGGACAUGUUACAUUUACUAAAUUAGAAAGUUCAAUGUUUGUCACUGGAAAAUUCAAAAAAGAUUCAGCUGGUAAACAACAAAAGAUGCCACAUUUUUGUUUAUUUUUAACUACAAGUAUAAUAGAUGCUGAUUUUUAUCAUGGUUAUCUAUUAACUGGAAUGAUAGAAAGAGGUAAUCGAAAAUUGGGCAUUUGGGAAUCAACACAUUACGCUUAUGUCAAACGUGAAGGUUACUAA